CUCCUGCCCACUCUCCAUCCUCGGUCGGACCUGGGAACCCGCUGUCGCAGCCGGACCGAUCCCACCCCGGCCAUGAAGGGCCCCCCGCGCGGAGGAAUGUUCUCCCGGCAUGUCAAACGGCACCCCGGACUCAUUCCCCUCAUUGGCUUCAUCAGUGUGGGCCUGGGCAGCGCGGUGCUGUACCUGCUGAGGCUGGCACUGUACAGCCCCGACGUCAGCUGGGACCGCAAAAACAAUCCUGAGCCCUGGAAUAAGCUGAGCCCCACGGACCAGUAUAAAUUUCUGGCAGUUUCCACUGACUACAAGAACCUCAAGAAGGAGCGUCCCAGCUUCUGAGCCACCCCCAGGAUGUGCUGGGGCAGGGGGGGAACCCACCCUCGCCAGAAGCCCCCCCCCGGCCCCUCCAGCUCUGCCAAAGCCACUGCACACAGGUCCCACUGC
This is a messenger RNA of Chiroxiphia lanceolata (lance-tailed manakin), 441 nucleotides long. It is a transcript of the gene COXFA4L2, whose product is annotated as NDUFA4 mitochondrial complex associated like 2. The record is from RefSeq and is a predicted model, not a curated record. NCBI's taxonomy places the organism in Eukaryota, Metazoa, Chordata, Aves, Passeriformes, Pipridae. The coding region runs from base 73 to 336 and encodes 87 amino acids. The transcript has 4 exons.